Messenger RNA from Pleuronectes platessa (European plaice), 1072 nucleotides. Its product is annotated as 1-phosphatidylinositol phosphodiesterase. NCBI's taxonomy places the organism in Eukaryota, Metazoa, Chordata, Actinopteri, Pleuronectiformes, Pleuronectidae. The coding region runs from base 140 to 1072 and encodes 310 amino acids. Gene Ontology annotation, biological process: lipid metabolic process. The record is from RefSeq and is a predicted model, not a curated record. Gene Ontology annotation, molecular function: phosphoric diester hydrolase activity. The transcript has 3 exons.
CGAGGGAGACAAGUGUCUGUUCGUCUCAGUCAUGUUCACGGUUAAAAGUUCCAUAGGUGAGACAAAAAUGUAAACGCGUCUCGGAGAGACAGCUGAACAAAUCAUUACUGGGACAAACAGGUUGGACAUCAAACGGAUUAUGGAGAACCAUGAGUACUUCUGGCUUUUCUUGAUAAUAAACUGCUGUUCGGGCUCAGGAACAGGUUUCAACGAUGACCCAGCCAUCGAUCCAAGACUUUAUAACCUGGACUGGAUGAAGUCUGUGCCUGAUGAGACCCUCAUAUCUGCUCUCUCCAUACCUGGAACCCAUGAGAGCUUAUCCUUACACGGAGGACCUCUUGCUAAAUGUCAAGUUUGGACCUUGGACCAGCAACUCAAUUUGGGAGUGCGGUAUUUUGAUUUGCAUGUUGGACUCUGGUUGUCGAACCAAAAAUAUCUUUAUAUCCGUGAUAGUCAUUGGAUGUUUUGGCAACAUGCUCAUUUAGACGAAGUACUUAGGAUUAUUUUCAACUUCUUAAACACCCACACCAGUGAGAGUGUGCUUGUUAAAGUAACAUUACAUGGGCUUUACCAGGGGAGAGCCACAAAAUUGAUGACGGAAUUGAUCGACAAGAACCGAAAUAAGAUUUGGAAUAAGUCAUCGAUCCCAAACAUGCAACAGGUGAGGGGGAAUAUUGUUCUUCUCCAGAGUGACACAUUCAAUCCUGGCAUAGAAAACCAGGAGUCAAUGUUCUUCGAAAAUAAGAAGCUGAUCAAUGUGGAGGACAAAAUAAGGAAUAUCAAGUCCCACCUCUGUGAUCAUCAUGUUGUGUUGACUGACACUGCAGCAUCAGCUCUCAGCAGGCCUAAAACGUUGGCUCAAACACUUAACAAGCAGCUUGUCAACUUUGUGGUGCAACAUAAAAAAAGCUCCUCAAACCAAGGUUGCUUGGGGGUCCUGAGCAUGAACUUCCCGAGUGCUGAUCUUAUUAAAAACAUUAUUCAACUCAAACCCUGCAAUUGUGUGAAAGGUGCAAAAAUAGGAGAUGGUGGAAGGAAGAUACAACUGAAGAAGCCCCUGCACUGGACAUAA